This is a messenger RNA of Diachasmimorpha longicaudata, 2346 nucleotides long. Its product is annotated as ribosomal biogenesis protein LAS1L. The transcript is spliced from 3 exons. Lineage: Eukaryota; Metazoa; Arthropoda; Insecta; Hymenoptera; Braconidae. The record is from RefSeq and is a predicted model, not a curated record. Gene Ontology annotation, cellular component: Las1 complex; preribosome, large subunit precursor. Gene Ontology annotation, biological process: maturation of 5.8S rRNA; maturation of LSU-rRNA. Bases 377 to 2299 code for a protein of 640 amino acids. Gene Ontology annotation, molecular function: endonuclease activity.
GACUCUUCUUGAUGGCGAUAAAAAUUGACGUACCAUUUAUUAUUCUAUUUAUUAUUUUUCAAAAUAUAUACUGAAGAUCCGACAAAAAAACUCACAGUUGCAAUACUUUUCAUUGCAAGUGCGGGUUGUGAUACGUCCACGUGGUCAUUAUUAUUAUUAUUAUCGCCAGAUAUAUGUAUAUAGAUAUCGAGGUUAGAUACCCCCACUCUGACAAAUUCUUCCUAUUCAGAAGUUCAGAACCAAGUCUUCUCUCCUGGAAACGAGCAUAUCACGUUUUCCAUGGAAGUGGAUGUUGGACAGGAAUGAGAGAAAAAUAUUGAUAUCGCGAAGAAGUAAAUAUUAUUGAUUACAAAAAUUUAGAUUUCUUUAAUUAGUGAUGGCCUUACGUGUAAAGAGUGACGGGUUCAAACUCGUCCCCUGGUUUUCCUUGAGCGAGUGGCACGAUGUAUAUAAACAAAUCUAUUCCAACGAUACGGAACAGCAGACGAGAGGUUAUGAGAUGCUGCUGGUGUGGAAAAGCCGAAUGCCGAAGCUUCCAGUGGGCAUUGAGUGCACUCUCUCCUUGAUCCAGGUCUGUCUGCGAGAUCGUUCAUGGAGUCAGCAAAUAAACUCCGGGGCUCUCCCGAUGUACCAUGAGAACGACCUCUCUCUCAUGUAUUCCACCACAAUAAUGCGCUUCCUUAAUCAUAUCUCCAACAUCGGUCCAACGAAACAAACGUCCCUCUUUCAAAUAGCAAAGCAACUGAGAAUUCCCGAGUGGAUCGUAAACCUACGGCACGACACAGCCCAUGGGCACGAAUUGCCCCCGAUCACGCUUUUACGAAUGGCAUCAAACAUCUUGUUGAUAUGGUUGAACGAUGAAUAUUGGGUACCAGAGGCUCAAGCUCUAGAUCAAGCCCUGAAGAACCAAAAUGAUGUGACAGAAAUCGAGGUGUUGGAUUCUCAGGAGGAUCUCGUUGAUCUCAUAGAACUUUGGAUGUCAGUCGGUCUCUACGUGGAGUCGGACUUGUCCCGUGUCUCAGAUCUCCCUGACGAGCACCUCAGGAAUAUUCUGAAAGACAUUCAUCCGCGCACGAAGGCAUCCAAACGAGACCUAGAUACUAGUAUUGGAUCAGAGCACUUGGAGGGAGACACUUGUCCUCUGAAGAAAGUCAGAUUUUAUCUUUUGACAGAAAUAACUAAUCAUCUUCAUCAAAGUAAAGAUCAAAAGUGCUUAGGGAGUGAAAUCGCCAAUCUCCUCGUCAACAGCCAAAUUUUUCUCGUUGCUCCCGAAAUUGCAGAGCUCUUCUCAAGAAAACGUGAGGAUGGGCAUCCUCAUAGCGGUAAGAAUUUACCUAGACAACUGAUUAUCUUCUGGCAGCCAAUGAUUAGUCUUCUUCAUGAAGCAAAGCUUCUGGAGACGUUGAUUUUUAAGCUCAUUGAGGUAAUGAAUUCUGAUGAGAAAAAGAGUAGCCAGACGAGAAAAUGUGCAAGCCUGUGGCUGAAAUGUAUUGGCCAGAGUUUUCUGAAGCUGAAGAUUGCACACAAGGAGAGGGAUAAGUUGGAGCACUCUCAGGGGGACGGGAGCAAGAAGACACCUUUGAAAGGUAUCAAUAAGCAGGUCGAGUGGAUUCUCAAUACACGUUAUAGGGAGUUAAGAGAUUGUCCAUGGUUGGGAGUAAAUUCUGAUGUUCCUAGUGUUUUCACUGAUGAGAGUUUCGUCGAAGAACUGAUGAUAAACGCUAAUCAGUACUCAAAUACUUUUAUCGGGCCGUUUUUAGAAUUGAUAACUCCGGAAAUGAGUGCCGAAAAGAAGAGCGAUUUGUUGGAAUUGUUGGCAAUUCAAAGCGCAGUAGUUAUUGAUAAAAUUGAAGAUUAUGAUCCUGUUGUACACACUGUCCACGACUUGGAGAGAAUUUGCGGAAGAGGGGAUGCAGGAGAGGUAAAUGGAGAUGAAGGUAGAGCUGCUGAAUCCGAGGAUAACUACGGGGAAGGGGAUGAUGAGAAAGCAACCGAUUGUGGGUGGCGAUUGGCCCCCUCUAAUUACAACUGGGGAGAUUGUGCCUUUGGGCUUCUACCCUGGCAGAAAAAGUCAAUGGCAACGGUGAGCAGUACUGAUGGACUUCAGCCUGAAGUGAUGUACCCAGAUACUGGCAGUGAAAUAAUUCCGGGAAUUUUAAAUGAUAGAAAAGUGUCCGGUAGGAGAGUGAAAUGGGAGAGUGUGCUUAGGACUAAUCAGAGUAGAAAGAGAAAGAGGAGGAGAGAAGCUGAUAAGGUAAUGGAUAAAGCUAUUCAAAUUGUAAAAAGUAGAAAGUUUUGACAAUUUUGCUGGAAGAAAAUAAAUAACUUUGAUAAUGAAAACAACAA